Vicia faba (fava bean) is the source of this 492-nucleotide messenger RNA. The record is from the annotation of a GenBank genome assembly. Lineage: Eukaryota; Viridiplantae; Streptophyta; Magnoliopsida; Fabales; Fabaceae.
AUGAACUUCUACAAAUCUAUAGGUGUUGUCAUCAACAACGGGAAAGUUGAUGGCCGGUUUGGAGGUCCUCCCAACUUUGACCUUCCUACUUUGGUUAAGACGAAGAGUGUCAAUUAUAGUUCUGGAGGUUUGGUUAAUCAAAAACAUUAUAGGUUGUUUGGUGAAGAUGAAACUGGUGUUUUGAAGUCUAGGAGCAAGAUAUUCUCAGAAGUAGGAAAUGAAAACAACGUGCAAGACAUCCUACCUAACAUGUUGAUAAAGUCUCAAGUGCAUAAGGAGAGUGAUCAUGUUCAUGAAGAUGAUGUGACUAAUACAACUAUAACUAAUGAUGAUGUAGUUUCUAAUCAUGAUAACACUCUGGGAUAUGUGAAGACUUUAAGGAAAGGUGUGAUGAUUAAUAAUGAAAACAUUCUUCUAGAUUUUAUUACUAAUAGCAAGAGGUUGAGAUUGAUUUCAAAGAACACACAAUCUAUGGAUGAUAUGCCUCCUUAG